AUGGGUCACUCAAAGCUCUUGUUCCAGCAUUUCCACCACUCCAGCGAAGGCAACAUGAUUCAUGAUGUGCACGAUGUCAUUAAAGUAUACUAUGAAUUGUCUCUUGAGGCUUUCAUCAGAUACGUGACCAACGAUAUUGUUGAAGACUUUGUGUCUUACUCAAAGGGACCUCUCAUGGGUCUAUCGACUGACUGGGUGUUUAUGCUGAGCGAGGAAGAGGUUGAGAAGAUGGCUCGGGAGAACGAGGAGACUUUGAACAAGCGGGCACACUUAGAUAGUGUCAUUGACAAGCUGAAGGCUGCGCAUGAAAUUGCUGAGAAGGCUAGGGUUCAGACAAGGGGUCUUGUGGAUACCUGA
This is a messenger RNA of Colletotrichum spaethianum, 357 nucleotides long. RefSeq lists its product as uncharacterized. The transcript is spliced from 2 exons. Bases 1 to 357 code for a protein of 118 amino acids. The record is from RefSeq and is a predicted model, not a curated record. NCBI's taxonomy places the organism in Eukaryota, Fungi, Ascomycota, Sordariomycetes, Glomerellales, Glomerellaceae.